Messenger RNA from Colletotrichum aenigma, 2055 nucleotides. RefSeq lists its product as uncharacterized. Gene Ontology annotation, molecular function: protein binding. Lineage: Eukaryota; Fungi; Ascomycota; Sordariomycetes; Glomerellales; Glomerellaceae. The transcript is spliced from 4 exons. The coding region runs from base 1 to 2055 and encodes 684 amino acids. The record is from RefSeq and is a predicted model, not a curated record.
AUGGAGAUAGCAGCAAGUGGGUUUGCCUUUGUCCAAGUUGGUGUGGGCGCCGGCAAGGCAAUCGUCCAAGCCAUCCAGCUGUGGGAGCAAGUCAAACAGGUCCCACGAGAACUCCAAUCACGCAUUCACAAGUUGAAACUAUUCAAGCAGAUAAUCAGCCAGAUCGAAGACGAGUUCGCGCGCCACCCCGACCUGCGCGCGCGCCCGACGGCCCAGCAGUGCCUCGAGCACGUCCGCAAUGCCGAGGCAGCGCUCCUUGCGCACGUUGAGAAGAUGAGCGCCUUAGUCCAGCGGCCGAAAAGUAAGCUGAAGCGCCAUGUCAACUCGUUCAAGAUCAUCUCCCUCAAGAAGGAGGAGUUGGCGGCGCUCGAAAGCGAGCUUGCCUGGGCGAUGGAGUUGAUGCAGCUGGCGAUUUCCAUGUUUCACCUGGUUAAAGCUGAGUUAUCCGAAGAGAUCAUUGUCAACCAAACAUCGAAUCGCGUCAGAGAAUAUAGCAUUGCUUGUCAAGAGGAUGUGAUACAGAAGACGGCGCAGGCUGUGGUCCAGAUGAUGAGAGCUGAGUCGUUGCCCAUGAUAGACGCAAUGUCCUCCGGCACUGUAGUUUCUCACAAGGACGAUAAUUCCGGUCAAACGGAGAAGGGGCAAAAACGUCGUCAUUGGCCGUCAUAUUUCGAAACCACAUUAUUUGGAAGAUAUACAUUCCGCCGCUCACGAAACGACGAGGGAUGGAUCGCGUCCCUACAAAUCCCCUGGUCUCAACGCGUCACAGAAUUGCGCUGGACAGGAUGGCAGUAUCGCUUCCACUCUUACAACAUUCGACCGAAGACCGCGCCUGUCUUUAAAGCUGCUGAGAAAGGGGACAUCCGAGAGUUGACAAAACUCUUCAGAACGGGACAGGCCUCGCCCUUCGAUAGGAACGAGGCGGGCCGCUCAUUACUAUACCUCGCCGCUAAAGAGGAGAGGCUGGAGGUCUGCGAAAUGCUCAUCAGAAAAGGUGUGCCUGCCGAUGAUGAGCGCGAGAAGCAUGGCUACAAUCCGAUAGACGCCAUAGUCGUCUCCCGUCAGAACUUCACCGGAGCAGAUGACGAAAACCAUGCAUCCCUCGUCGCUCUAUUCGAGUCGGCCGCAUAUACUUCAGACACUCUCACAGUCAAGCGCCUCUUCAACUUCGUGGCCGAGUUUUCCCAAAGCGACGACUUCCUCCGCGUGUACCAGUCCCAGUUCCUGCGGAACUACCAACGUCUCCCGAUAAGAGACCGCGCAGAAGCCGUCCGCCUCGGCUCGUUUCUCGUCCGCGACGCGACGACGUACAGACGCUUGCUCAACCCCGCCACCAAGGCCGUCACGCCCGCGGACACACGCGAGUCUGUGAAUGAGAAGCUCUCGCUGGUCCACUCUGCCGCGAUAGCUUUGGGCAAGAGGCUCGCGGACGAGCUCCAGUACGACCCGAAGGCUUUCCGGGCGCGGUCGUACACGGAUGCCUGGAGCGACGUCGUGAUCGAGACGGUCGAGUCUGCGAAUAGCAAAGACUUGCACGGCGUGGAGACGGUCGUGCCUUGGGACUGGUUCCGGGUGCCGGUUUGGAGAGGGACACCUCUGAUGUCCCUACUGGGCGGCGCUUUGUGCCGCUUGGCGCCCGAGAUCCCGAUUUCGAAGUGGGAUAGCGUUUUCCAGCGUGUUCUUGGACAGUGGCUGCAGGAUUUACAAGAAGCGGGCGUGGACUUGUCAGAGUAUGGGAAGGGCGAAGUGACGGCUCAGAAGCUGUGCCCAGAGAUCAAAGGCGCAUUCGACAGCGACGCGAUCAACGCUUCUCGAGUUACAGUACGCAAUGAGCUACAAGAGCCGAGCAAAGAGUCGUGGAUGAACGCUGUCGACGCGGAGUUCGACCAGAGCGACAGGUACUGGAUGCCCAUUCGCAUCAUCGCUCUAGACUACGGCCCUCGCGUCAAAGAUUGGAGUGUUCGAUGGUUGGUAGAGUGGGAGGCUUUUGCGGGGGAGUUCUGGAGGACUGUGGAGGCGCCGAGAGUUACCAUGCCUGGCAGUUGGAUUGAUUGA